UCCUGACAUUUUGCAGUUUUUCUUUGGCGUUGAUCGGUGAUGAUCGUGAUGAUGUGUAAAUGAACAAAAAAUAUAUUUGUGAUUCUCAAUAAAAAUACUUCAUGAAAUUGUGAAUUUGAUAGCAAAAAUUCUGGUGUUUGUGAUUGACGACUAGAAGAAUGAAUUAUAAUGCGAGUAGCGGUACCCGUCACCGUAAGUUUGAAGCUUCCGGGGGAGGGCCGAAAAAGCCGAAACGUGUGAGUGACAUCAACGCAAUGGGCGCUCCAGCUGCAUCCGCCCCGCAGUUCAGUGCAUUCGAACAAAGCGCACCACCAAUGACGAACAACACUGCAUAUGGUGUACCAACAUCUGCACCCAAUGCUUAUGGGCCAGGCUUCAAUCAAUAUAGCAACUUUGCUAAUGUACCACAACCGCAACCAAACAUGCCAAUGAAUCCGCCUGGACCAACACAGCAACCAGGUGCCAGUUUCCCACCUCAAUUUUCCGUUUUUCAACAACCGAUUGUGCAAGAUAUGGCACUACAAUAUGGACAAAAGUUGGCUGACCAGGGAAAGGAAAUUGUACACACUCAUUUCGAAAAGUACAUCCCAGUGACAAAAUUGAAAUAUUAUUUCGCUGUAGAUAACCGAUACGUGAUGAAUAAGUUACGAUUGAUUUUCUUUCCCUUCACUCAAAGGGAUUGGUCCUUAAAAUACGAUCAUGACAAUCCGGUACAACCUCGUUACGAUAUAAACGCACCGGAUUUGUACAUCCCUACCAUGGCUUAUAUAACAUAUGUGGUACUAGCCGGAAUGGUAUUAGGUUUUCAAAAUCGUUUUUCUCCAGAACAGCUGGGAAUUCAAGCGUCAAGUGCACUCGCCUACAGCAUUUUUGAGCUGGUCAUCUACACAUUAGCAUUGUACAUAGCCAAUAUUCCUACGACGCUGAAAACCCUAGAUUUGUUGGCACUCACUGGUUAUAAAUACGCAUCCAUCGUGUCAAUUUUGCUGUGCAGCAUUUUCCUUCGAAAAGCAGGAUAUUACAUAUCUUGGUUAUAUGCUAGUGCAUCGCUGGGAUUUUUCUUGCUUCGCACAUUGAAGGCUAAAGUUUUGUCGGAACCCGUGCAGGCACAGGAUCCGCCUACUUAUGACCCCUAUCGCCAGCAACAGCAGCAAUUCGAGCACACUGUCGGCCGUAAACGGAAGUUGUAUUUCCUGUUCUUGGUUACCGGUCUUCAACCAGUUUUGGCUUUCUGGCUAUCAAUGCAUCUUAUUCCUAAUGAUCCAACCGUAACAGCUUCAACAGCGUAGAAUUUUGUAAGUCAAACGCUUUUUAUAAAAGAUAUCACAGUUCAAUAAACAAAAUUAAAAAUCAGUCAAAUAUGUAAUUGCUCGAUUUAAUAUUGGUAAAUAUAACAAUCUGAUUAUUUUAACUUUCUUA
Molecule: messenger RNA, 1419 nt
Organism: Aedes albopictus (Asian tiger mosquito)
Lineage: Eukaryota; Metazoa; Arthropoda; Insecta; Diptera; Culicidae
Gene: Yif1
Product: protein YIF1B-A
Exons: 5
Coding region: 159-1289 (376 amino acids)
Biological process (GO): endoplasmic reticulum to Golgi vesicle-mediated transport
Cellular component (GO): Golgi membrane; COPII-coated ER to Golgi transport vesicle; endoplasmic reticulum membrane
Source: RefSeq, a predicted model, not a curated record